AAACUAAGGGCGGGGAGGGAUUUCCAGGAAAUGAAAGCGAAAGAAAGUUGAAUAACACCGAGCAGCUUUGGGCGACCCGGCAGUCGCUUCCUAGUCCAGCCAGGAUGGCGGCGUCUGGCCCCUUCCCGCUGCUGGUCGAGGGGUCCUGGGGAUCCGAUCCCCCGAAGCACUUGACCAACAAGCUGCAGAUGUACUUUCAGAGCCGGAAGAAAUCGGGCGGAGGGGAGUGCGAGGUCGUCCCGGAGCCCGGGAACCCAGCCCGCUUCCUGGUGCUCUUCUCCCCGGAGGAUGUCCGGCAGAAUGUUCUGGCGAAAAAGAAUCACGAAUUAGUGUUACAAGGAAAAGGAACGUUCAAGUUAACUGUGUGGUUGCCCGCGGAUCCAGGGGAAGCCUCAGUCUCUAAGGAGGCAAUUCCAGGAGAGGAAUCCAAGACAGAAGAAGAUGCUGUGAAAUCAGAUGACUUGGACACAACACGUUCUCCUAGCGAUGGAUCUGAGAAAACGGAAAACGUCCCAAAAGAAUGUGAACAUGCUUCCUCUAUGGUGGUAUUUGAAAACCUGCCAGAGAGAGUAGCCGACAUAGUACUGACCAUCCUAGUGGAGAACCUGAGUGGCCUCCCCAGUGAUGACUUUAAGAUGGAAAUGAUCCGGGACUUCAACCUUGCUGUGGUUACCUUUCAGAAGCCUAUAGACACCAAAAAGUUUAUUAUUGAUUGUAUCAGCCACCCCUCAAAUCAACGACUCCAGCUCACCCCAAGGCUUCUGGAACCCACAAAUGUAGUGAGGGUGGAAAACCUCCCUCCUGGGGUGGAUGAUUACCAGCUGCAGCUCUUCUUUGAAAACCCUUCCAAUGGUGGCGGAAGCGUUGCCCGGGUGGAGUGCUUCCCCGAAGAGAGUUCGGCGCUGGUUGAGUUUUGUGACAGCAAAGUGUUAGACACCAUUUUGGCCAAGAAACACAGCUACAACAAGAUGCCGCUGUCUGUCUUCCCUUAUUAUGUCUCUCUGGGCACAGCCUUGUACGGCGAGGAGAAGCCCCUGGUGAAGCUUCCAGCAUCUUUCCAAGAGUCUUUGGGUCUUCCUCUGUUGAAGUUCUUUCAAAAACACAAUCACCUGAUCGAGGAGAUAAAUGAGGAAAUGAGACGCUGUCACUGUGAGCUAGUGUGGUCUGAAACCAAUGGCAAACUGACCGUCAGACCAGCGGCCACCUUAGCCAGUCACAGACCAAGCAUUAAGACCUGGAAGAAUGAUGCAUCCGCUGCGCUCUCCGGCAUCAGGUCUAGAUACGAAGUUAAGCUGUUUGAGGUGUGUUUGCCAGUGUGGGACAUCAUCAAGCAUGAGUUAAGAGAUGACAGAGUUUUGAUUGAGUUUGAGAAGGAGAGUCUCACCAUAGCGGGAAAGUCAGAAGAUGUCCAAGACAUUAGCCAGCGAAUCAAGGAAUUGAUAGACAGCACCACCGAAAAGCUCAGAAGGGAAGAGCAGAGUCUGAAGGAGACCAUGACCAUCCCUCCGGGAAAGUAUUUUCUCUUGCAGCACAGCGGUUUCCUGAGGGAGCUAAAGCAAGGCUACCCGGAGAUGGAGAUCUCUUACGACACCACCGCCCAGCACCUGUGCCUUAAGGGGCUCCCAGCAGACGUCUACAAAGUGAAGUGUGACAUCCAGGAAAAGGUGUACGUCAUGGCUCAGAAAGACAUCUUGGUUUCUUCUGAAGUCUUCAUGUUUCUGCAGCAAGCAGACAGCCGGGAACUCUCCAAGACCCUUUUCGAGGCACAGACCAACCUUGCCACGUACGAGCUGAAAGGCACAUCCGUUCUCUUAACCGGUUGGUCUUCCCAAGUCCUGGCAGAAGCUGAGAAGAAGAUGCUCGGUGCUUUAAGUCAUAAGCACAUAGAGGUUGAGGACAAGGAAGUUCUUAAAGGCAAUGCGUGGAAAAAGAAAGUUCAAUCUCUGCAAAAGAGACACAGCUCCUCCGCAACCAUCGCGGUAAAGAAUGAAUUAACCUCAGGGACCGUCGCUGAGGUCAUUGUUGCGGGCUGUGUGAAGCAAGUAAAUGAAAUCCACAGCCAGCUCUUCGAGUUCUUGGAAAACAACACGAAAGUGGAAAGACUGGUUGAGCUAGAACCGUCCUUGAUAAUUGACUAUUUAAAGAUGGACAGGAGGCUGCUGUCGAAGACAAAAAAGACAAACGUGCAGGUGAAUUUCCAACCUAAAGACAACCCAAACAGCAUUUUGCUAACCGGCUCCAAGAAGAACGUUCUAGAGUGCGUGAACACAGUCAAGGAAAUCCGGGAUUCCGUCUGUGUCAAACAAUUCCAGACUGACAAAGCCGGUGCCAGGCACUUCUUCCAGGAUAAAGAAUCGUAUUACAGAAUGGAGAUGAGGCGCCAGUACGGAUGCAUCAUUGAGCUCCAGGAGGGUGGCGAGAAGGGGGGAGGCGGCAGUAAGGAGCAGAAGUGCCUCUUACAGAGGGACAUAGCCCCUGGAGUCACGCUGGUCGUACAGCAGGGAGACCUGGCCCUGUUUCCUGUCGAUGUGGUGGUGAACGCGGCCAAUGAGAACCUGCAGCACAUCAGCGGUCUGGCAGGCUCCCUGGCGAAAGCGGCUGGCCCUGAACUUCAAGCAGCAUGUAACCAGAUAGUGAAACAAGGCGGCCUGAUAUUCCCUGGCAAUGCGAUCAUCUCGAAAGCAGGCAAGCUCCCUUGCCAUCAUGUCAUCCACGCGGUAGGGCCUCGGUGGGAAAGGGAUAAGGUUGUGGCGUGUGUGAGCCUGUUAAAGAAAGCUGUGCAUCAAAGUCUCACUUUAGCCGAAAAGUACAAGUGCCAAUCCAUAGCCAUACCAGCUAUCAGCGCUGGGAUCUUUGGCUUCCCCUUAGACCAGUGUGUGGCAACCAUUGUUUCAGCCAUCAAGGAAAACGUCCUACGCAAGCAAGACGGACACACCUUGAAAAAGAUUUAUCUGGUGGGCCUGUCUGCAAAGGUUGCAGAGGCCUUUGUGGAAGCCGUGAAAACCACGUAUAGAGACACUCUUUUCCACAUAGAUUUCCCACCCAGUUCAAAGGCAUUAGUACCCCCUGGGAAAACACCACAGAAUCAGGGCUGUCUGCUGGUGUCACCCGAAGGCCUGAGAAUCCGCCUGGUGGAAGGAGGUGUGCAGGAUGCCAAG
Molecule: messenger RNA, 3158 nt
Organism: Psammomys obesus (fat sand rat)
Lineage: Eukaryota; Metazoa; Chordata; Mammalia; Rodentia; Muridae
Product: protein mono-ADP-ribosyltransferase PARP14-like
Exons: 6
Biological process (GO): negative regulation of gene expression
Cellular component (GO): cytoplasm; nucleus
Molecular function (GO): transcription corepressor activity
Source: RefSeq, a predicted model, not a curated record